GUGCGAGCGGUGAGGAGGGGGCGGAGCCUUCGCGCAGGGAGCUGUACGCAGCGCGAUUGCGCUGCUGCGGAGCCGGAACGGAGCCUGAGACCUGGUCGAAGCUGGGUUUAGCCAAAUCCAGAGGCUCACAGACUGAAACAGCACACUUCUCCCACUGGCCUCUUCUUCACCAUGAUUCACAGUCUUUUCUUGAUCAACUCUGCUGGGGAUAUUUUCCUGGAGAAGCACUGGAAAAGCGUGGUCAGCCGCUCUGUUUGCGAUUACUUUUUCGAGGCCCAAGAGAGAGCUACAGAGGCGGAAAAUGUGCCUCCCGUCAUCCCUACACCUCACCACUACCUUCUGAGCGUUUACCGACACAAGAUCUUCUUUGUGGCUGUGAUCCAGACGGAGGUCCCGCCUCUGUUUGUCAUUGAAUUCCUUCACCGAGUAGUGGACACAUUUCAGGACUAUUUCGGGGUCUGCUCCGAGCCAGUGAUCAAAGACAACGUGGUGGUGGUCUACGAGGUGUUGGAAGAGAUGCUGGACAAUGGGUUCCCCUUGGCCACGGAGUCAAACAUCCUCAAGGAGCUGAUAAAGCCCCCCACCAUCCUGCGGACAGUAGUCAACACCAUCACAGGAAGCACCAAUGUGGGCGACCAGCUUCCAACUGGGCAGCUGUCGGUGGUGCCUUGGCGACGGACUGGGGUGAAAUAUACCAACAACGAGGCCUAUUUCGACGUGGUUGAAGAGAUAGACGCCAUCAUUGACAAAUCAGGUUCCACAGUCACCGCUGAGAUCCAAGGGGUGAUUGAUGCCUGUGUUAAACUGACCGGGAUGCCAGAUCUCACGCUGUCCUUCAUGAACCCCAGGUUGCUGGACGAUGUUAGCUUCCACCCCUGUGUCCGUUUCAAGCGCUGGGAAUCUGAGCGCAUCCUCUCCUUCAUCCCUCCUGACGGCAACUUCCGCCUGCUCUCCUACCACGUCAGUGCACAGAACCUAGUUGCCAUUCCAGUCUACGUCAAACACAGCAUCAGCUUCCGGGACAGUGGCUCACUUGGACGCUUUGAAAUCACAGUGGGGCCGAAGCAGACCAUGGGGAAGACCAUAGAGGGUGUGACUGUAACCAGCCAGAUGCCCAAGGGAGUCUUGAACAUGAGUCUCACUCCAUCCCAGGGGACACACACGUUCGACCCGGUGACAAAGAUGCUGUCUUGGGAUGUAGGAAAAAUAAACCCGCAAAAGCUGCCAAGUUUGAAGGGGACAAUGGGUCUCCAGGUCGGAGCUUCUAAACCCGAUGAGAACCCUACAAUUAAUCUUCAGUUCAAGAUCCAGCAGCUGGCCAUUUCUGGACUCAAAGUGAACCGUCUGGAUAUGUACGGAGAGAAGUACAAGCCCUUUAAGGGCAUAAAAUACAUGACCAAAGCCGGCAAGUUCCAAGUCCGAACCUGAAGGGAAAGUCUUGGUGAAGGAACAGUCACGAACACUUUUUCGUUUCUUACUUGUCUAAAAGUAAAAUGUCAGCCUGUUUCUUAGGUCAGUUCCCUCAGGCUCCAUCUGCCCCCGUUGUCCUCUGUCUUCAGUACCACAUAAGUGAUGGAGGGACAGGAGGUUCCUCAGGGAAAACGCAGCCAAACCCAUCGCAGCACUGACUGAGUCCUAGAGGUGUGGGCUGGAGAGCGGUGGCCUUGUCGCACUGCAUUUCACCUCUUAACACGGUUGCCAUCGGGAAAAACCGGCCUUUGACGUUUGGUUUCAAUCACCUAACCCCAAUGGAAGAUGUCUAUAUCGAUUUUUUUUUAUGAUAGAAAGAUUUGAAAGAGAAAAAAAAAAGAAUAGAAAAAAUGGGUGUUAGUCCAAGAAAGAGCAGUUGAGAUUUGAUUCGUUGGUCUGGGUUGUAACUCGGUGAUCAAGUGCCGACCUGGGUCCUGUGCGAGCCCUGGUUCAUUCCUGGUACCGUCCACAGUACAAGACAGAUCUGCUCUACGAGGGGCAAGACCGAGAAGCUGGUGUGAAGAGAGUUGUGAAGAGAGAGGUUACAGUGAAGAGUUGGUGAGAACAGUCAUCAGAAUCUCCCCAGGGGCUAGGACGAGCAGAACGCAGUGGUUGCUUUCUGACCCCCUCUUACGUGUAGAAAGGAUUUGCAUGUCCAGGACUUUCAAAGUUCAAGUCCACGCUUGAACUGAAACUGCAGUGGGAUCAGCGUCCUUUGGAGACUAAGGUGCCACGCACGGCCUGCCUCUUGAGAUUCUCACUCGCUGUUUGCGCUGGCCCAUCGUCCUGGUGGGAAGGUUACCUGUCAGAGCAGCUUACAGCCUUCUGCUGGUUAUCUGACUCCUCGGUGGGCUCGCCCCCCAAAACAGCAGUGCUCGGUGCAGGCAGAUCUUGUGAAUGAUAGUGGCAGAGUCGAGGUGGAACUCACCUCCCACAGUGGACCAUGCCCAUGCUCGGUGACCUCCAUUACAUUAAUGUUUGUGAGGCCGGACUGGCCCUAUGCCUUGCUUUUUCCUGUCUGAAGGUCCCAUCAGAACCCCUGAGUAGAUGUGAACCCAUUGAGGACAUGCGCGAGUGCACAAAUGCUUCCCACUGUCUGUUCCGGUCUCCAGACAGACAGCUCCCAGUCCGUUCUUACAACCUAAAAAGGUGUCUUGAGUCUCUGAAUAGAAUACCAUAGGAGGGCAGGCAGUGUUGGCCACGAGUAGCUCCCCAUUACUCCCCAGUUUGAACCCAGCAGCCUAAGGAGCAGAGUAUUCUCAAUCUGUUUCAAUGUGUCCUUUAGUCAUUUUACUAAACACAGAAGGUGCGGGUGUGUGUUGUUUUUAACUUAGAGCUUAGGGAGCAGCCUGUGCUCUGUAUUGUGCCUGGAGGGAGAAGACCGGCUUGCUUCAGUCUGCAGGGCUCCCCCUGAAGUCCCGUGUCUAAGUGCUCGUGCUUGCUUAGUUUCUAUUGUUUGCUAGUGCUCUCAUGCUGUGGCCAGGACUUAUUUUUGCUGCCCAGUAGAGUUACUCUGUGGUUUCCUUGUGGGGUGAACUGCACUGUGUACAGUCAGAUGUUCCUUACCAGGAUUUGGACUAGUGUAGCCCCACACCCUGCUGCAGGGGACACUUCGGGUCACUUUCACAGGCUCUGGGGGAUUCCGAGGUUUCUUGGGUCAUAGGUAACUAUUUGCAUCGGUCCCCGUGUGUGUUUAGGUUUGUACGUGUGGCUCAUUACUCCCAAGAGCACAGUAUAGCUUGUUUUUCUAGGCAGAGACAGGGUUGGAGUACGGGCUCCCCAGGCCCAGACACCGUGGAUACAGCCAAGCCUCGCCGUCCCCACCCAGUGGCUGUCAGCAGAGGUCGUGCAGGGCCUCUCCAUAGCUGCUCGCUCCAUGUGUGUGGUCCAUGUGUGGAAGUAGCAUUUCUGUUGAAGUCUUAAUAAAGCUUUACCAGUCUUGUGGACUC
Rattus rattus (black rat) is the source of this 3419-nucleotide messenger RNA. RefSeq names its product adaptor related protein complex 3 subunit mu 2 (gene Ap3m2). Gene Ontology annotation, cellular component: clathrin adaptor complex; cytoplasmic vesicle. Gene Ontology annotation, biological process: intracellular protein transport; endocytosis. The transcript has 9 exons. The coding region runs from base 172 to 1428 and encodes 418 amino acids. NCBI's taxonomy places the organism in Eukaryota, Metazoa, Chordata, Mammalia, Rodentia, Muridae. The record is from RefSeq and is a predicted model, not a curated record.